CUUGCCUGCAAUAGCUUUAGCUUUCUUUGACUUUAGUUCACCUUCGGACUUUGUCCAUGCACUUUUAAAAGCCUUUAAAUAGUUCCGUAAAUCCUUUUAGUAUUAUUUGAAAGAAAAAAAAAAUGUCAAAACCAAUAUCUUAUUACUACGACCUAAUGUCCCAACCCUCGAGGGCAAUGUGGAUCAUUUUUAAGAUGAGUGGUACACCUUUCGAAGAUUGUCCAGUAGCAUUAAGAAAAGGUGAACAUUUGUCCAAAGAAUACAAGCAGAAUGUCAAUCGUUUUCAAAAGGUUCCAUGUAUCAAUGAUAAUGGCUUUAAAUUAGCUGAAAGUGUUGCUAUUUUGAGAUAUCUUAACCAAAAGGGUAGCAUUUCUACUGCUUUAUACCCCAGUGAGGUCCAAGAACAAGCUCGUGUCGAUGAGUUUCUUGAAUGGCAUCAUCUAACUCUUCGUUUGGGAUGUGCAUUGUAUUUUAGAAAAAAAGUUCUAGAGCCUUUGAUGACUGGCCAACAACCAAAGGCAGAAUCGAUGGAAAGACUUAAAGAGACUAUGGAAGGAAAUUUGGAUAUUUUUGAGAAAAUCUGGUUGGAAAAGGGAAAGUAUUUAACUGGUGAUAGUCUAACAGCUGCCGAUAUAUUUGCUGCAUGUGAAAUUGAACAAACAAGAGCUGCUGGUUAUGAUGCCUGUGAUAAAUAUCCAAAGAUUAAAGAAUGGAUUAACAAAGUAAGGAAGGAAGCAAGUCCUCACUAUGAGUUUGCCCACACUUAUUUAAAUAAACUUGCUAUUGUUCAAUCAAAGAUGUAGAUGCAUCGCGCUUUAAAGAUUAAUUUGUUAUUAUU
Molecule: messenger RNA, 838 nt
Organism: Episyrphus balteatus (marmalade hoverfly)
Lineage: Eukaryota; Metazoa; Arthropoda; Insecta; Diptera; Syrphidae
Gene: GstT3
Product: glutathione S-transferase theta-1
Exons: 4
Coding region: 123-803 (226 amino acids)
Biological process (GO): glutathione metabolic process
Cellular component (GO): cytoplasm
Molecular function (GO): glutathione transferase activity
Source: RefSeq, a predicted model, not a curated record